Messenger RNA from Aphidius gifuensis, 1302 nucleotides. RefSeq names its product RNA 3'-terminal phosphate cyclase-like protein (gene Rtc1). The transcript is spliced from 4 exons. Lineage: Eukaryota; Metazoa; Arthropoda; Insecta; Hymenoptera; Braconidae. The record is from RefSeq and is a predicted model, not a curated record. Gene Ontology annotation, molecular function: RNA endonuclease activity. Gene Ontology annotation, cellular component: nucleolus. Bases 127 to 1302 code for a protein of 391 amino acids. Gene Ontology annotation, biological process: ribosome biogenesis; endonucleolytic cleavage of tricistronic rRNA transcript (SSU-rRNA, 5.8S rRNA, LSU-rRNA).
UACUAACUAAAUUACUAUCCCACGCUGAGUGCAUGUUUUUUUUUUUUGGUUAUAAUUAUUAAUUAUUUAUACUUUGAUUUUUAAAACUUGACUGAUUGUUAAAUUGCUAUUAAAUAAUAUUAAAUAAUGCCUUCCAAAUUGAAAAAAAAUACAUUAAGUUAUCGAGGUUGUAAUUAUAUGAAGCAUCGUCUACUUCUUUCAACAUUGUCUGGUAAACCAGUGACGAUUACGAACAUUCGGAUAAACCAUGAUGAACCAGGUGCGAAAGAACAUGAGGUUAGUUUGAUUAGACUACUGGACAAAUUGACAAAUGGCAGUCAAUUUGAGCUCAAUGACACUGGAACAGUGUUGAGUUAUACACCUGGUUUACUUAUUGGUGGUGAAUUAGAACAUGAUUGUAGUUUACAACGUGGUAUUGGAUAUUAUUUAGAAGCUGUUAUGAUAUUAGCACCAUUUUGUAAACAUCCAAUUGAUAUUAAAUUACGUGGUGUUACAAAUAACACAAUUGAUCCAUCAGUUGAUAGAAUUAAAAGUUCUGGUUUACCAAUAUUAAAAAAAUUUAUCAUUGGUGAUUGUGAUCUUGAUUUAACUAUUAAAAAACGUGGUGCUUUACCAAAAGGUGGUGGUGAAGUACAUUUUAAAUGUCCAGUUAAUCGUGGUCUUAGAACAAUACAAUUUGAAAAAUGUGGACCAGUUAAAGAAAUAAGAGGUGUAUCAUGUAGCAUGAAUGUAUCACCAGAUAUUGCUACUCGUAUGUACAAAGCAGCAAAACGUGUUUUGAAUAAUUUUACUAAUGAUGUUUAUUUGCGUACUGAUGGUUGUCAAGGAAAAUUGGGUGGAAACUCACCAGGAUAUGGAAUUAGUCUUACUGCAGUAACAACAGGAGUACAAGGAGAAUCAAAAGAUAUAGAAAAUAAAACUAGAGCAUAUUACACUAGUGAAGCAUGUUGUCCACCAAUGGAUUCAAAUUCAAUUUCAGAAGAGAUGACUGCAGAAUAUCUUGGAGAACAAGCUGCGUAUAAUCUUCUUGAGGAAAUUCACAGAGGUGGAUGUAUUGAUUCUAUUUUUCAACCAAUGACUGCAUUAUUCAUGGCUUUGGGACAAAAAAAUGUAUCAAAAGUUUUAAGUGGACCACUUACUCAAUCAACUAUUCAAUUUUUGAGAGAUUUAAGAGAUUUCAUGGGAGUUGUUUUUAAAUUGGAUCCAGCAAAAGACCCAGAGGAUGAAGACAUUGUUCUUGAACAAGUUCAUUUAGCUUGCAUGGGUAUUGGAUACAAUAAUUUCAGCAGACGAGUCUUAUAA